Pyrus x bretschneideri (Chinese white pear) is the source of this 1999-nucleotide messenger RNA. Its product is annotated as pectate lyase-like. Bases 264 to 1589 code for a protein of 441 amino acids. The record is from RefSeq and is a predicted model, not a curated record. Gene Ontology annotation, molecular function: pectate lyase activity. The transcript is spliced from 4 exons. NCBI's taxonomy places the organism in Eukaryota, Viridiplantae, Streptophyta, Magnoliopsida, Rosales, Rosaceae.
GAGGGGCUCCCCUUUCUUCCCUCCCCACGUCUCAUUCCCAUUUCUUUGCUUCAUUUAGUUUAUCUAGUUCUGCAUAACCAUCUCCACUAUAAUUCUGAAAUACACAAAAAAACUAAUUAGCCAUGGAAACUUGCCCUACCCUGCCCUGAAAAUUAAAUCCAUUACUUCAAACCCUAGCAGUCUGGUAGGUCUGGUUUCACACCCAUAAUUUAUGAAAAUUAAUAAAUUUUGGUGAAAAUUAAGGUGAAAAUUUGGGAGGAGAGAUGGCAAUGGAAGCUGCUUACAAGCUAAAUGUGUUUAUUUUAUGUAUUUUUAUUGUUAUAAUAACAAUUCCGGCAACGGUGACAGCCAACAUUGUGGUUUUCGACGAGCACUGGCAAGGUCGAGCUAAAGAAGCGAAGCAGGCCGCCAACAAAGCCUACAAUAAAAAUCCUGCAGAAGUCACUGGAAGUUUCAAUAAGGAAGUCCACAACACCUUCGAUAGCAUGAACAAUACGCGAAGGAGCUUAAAAGAGAAGUACAAGGGUCCAUGCCUGGCUACAAACCCUAUUGAUCGUUGCUGGAGAUGCGAUCCAAACUGGGAAACAAAUCGCAAGAAGCUGGCUGAUUGCGCCCAAGGCUUUGGGCACAAGACGACAGGAGGCAAGGCUGGAGAAAUAUAUGUGGUGACAGAUAACUCCGACAAUGACCUCGUGAACCCGAAACCAGGGACACUACGCCACGCUGUGAUUCAAACUGGGCCACUCUGGAUCAUAUUCGCUCACGACAUGAAGAUAAAGCUAAGCGAAGAGCUUAUGGUGACGAGUGACAAGACGAUUGACGCGCGAGGUGCUAAUGUGCACAUUCAAGACGGUGGCCAAAUUACACUACAGUUUGUGAAGAAUGUGAUCAUCCAUAACCUCCACAUUCACGAUAACAAGGCAGGAAAUGGUGGCAUGAUUAGGGACUCGGUGAAUCACUAUGGACAACGCACACGUAGUGAUGGUGAUGGUAUAUCAAUGUAUGGAGCCUCAAACGUUUGGAUAGACCAUGUCUCCGCGUCAAAUUGCGAGGAUGGACUCAUUGAUGCCAUCCAGGGGUCUACAGCCAUCACCAUAUCCAAUUGUCACUUCACCAAUCACAAUGAUGUGAUGUUAUUUGGUUCAAGUGAUAGCAACUCUCAGGAUGAAGUGAUGCAGAUAACUCUUGCUUUCAACCAUUUCGGUCAGGGGUUAACUCAGCGUAUGCCAAGGUGCCGGUGGGGGUUUUUCCAUGUUGUAAACAACGACUACACGCAUUGGCUUAUGUACGCUAUUGGUGGCAGCCAACAUCCUACCAUAAUUAGCCAGGGCAACCGCUUCAUUGCUCCGUUAAAUGAAGCGAGUAAAGAGGUGACUAAGAGGGAAUAUGCAGCAGAGAAUGUGUGGAAAUCGUGGAAUUGGAGAUCGGAGAACGAUCUUAUGAUGAAUGGAGCAUUCUUUGUUGAAUCUGGUAGCCCAAUCAGGAAUCUCCCAGAGGCGGAUAUGAUCCAGGCAAAGCCUGGGACAUUCGUGGCGAAGCUCACACACUUUGCAGGUCCUCUUAAAUGCAUUAAAGGGAAGCCAUGCUAGAGUAUAUGUUGAACAACCAUAACAAAUAUGUAUAUAAAUAUAUGAAUCUCAAACUGAACCCUGUUGAAAACACAGAGGUUUUUGUAGCAGUAGACAGUGAAGAGUAAUAAGAAAACACUGUCCUCUUAUAAAGUUCGAUCGAGGUUGGGGGUAGAAGGGAAAAUUACAUGAUAGAAUUUGGGAAACAUUAACUUGAGGUGUAUACACAGAAAUGUAAAUUUCUGAUUGCAGUUGAUUUAAUCUGUUCUUUCCAGUCAAGAUCAAUGUAUUAAAAGCGUGAGGUGUGGGCGAGGCAUCUGAGGGAUAGCCCAGCCUAGGCGUGAGGCGAACCUUCACGGGACUUAAAUUUUUUAAUAUAUACACUGAGCAUACAUAUAUAUUACAUUAAAAAAAAAUUAUUAAUAAAUAAU